Messenger RNA from Crotalus tigris (Tiger rattlesnake), 8576 nucleotides. It is a transcript of the gene ZNF646, whose product is annotated as zinc finger protein 646. The record is from RefSeq and is a predicted model, not a curated record. The transcript has 2 exons. Lineage: Eukaryota; Metazoa; Chordata; Lepidosauria; Squamata; Viperidae. The coding region runs from base 708 to 5561 and encodes 1617 amino acids.
CCGAAAUCUCAGGGUUUGGGGCUCCGCUCGUCGCUGCUGAUCGCGGCCUCCUUCGAGGCCCGAACGCCGCCUCUCCCGUGGAUGCCUUAGAAAGCCUGGAAUACCUGCGGGCUGCUGCUGUUGCCCUACUUGAACGGGAUGCUUCCCGGGGGGAUGUCCUGAAAUGCACUGGAGUCUACGGUUGGCGGUCCAGCUCCCCGCCUCUCUCUCUCUCAGCACUCAGGGUCUCCUCGUGUCUUCUUCGGCCUCUGGGCCUGGGGCUUCUUCCUCGGUACCUCCUGCUCUGAAGAUGGGGCUCUGAAGGCCUCCCUUGAUCCUGAAGAAUGUCGCCUUGAAGGCCUUCGCUCUUGGGAAAGCCAGCCCCCCCCCCCGCUCUGUAGCCUGAACUCUGCCCCAGAACAGAAACAUCAACUUACACCCACUCAUCGCCAGCCUCUUCUGUGAUUUGUGCAUGUUUUAAUGUACAUUAAUAUGUCUGCCUCUUGGCCGCGUUCCCUGUUUGGGGAGGAAGGACGUUUGUGUCGGAGGCUCCCGAUGAAUGAACGUUAUGCUGGUCUGGAAAAUUCAGAAUGAUCUGACAGGUCUUGGAAUAGUUGGGCGAGAAGAGGGGACCCGAAGCCGUGACAUGAGACCGAGGGGUGCUUCCAAAUGCCAGUGGCUCCCUUUUUAAAGGGAGCCAGGAUUAAGAAGGACGUUGGACGUGAGCUAUGGCUGAGGGUGAUGCUUGUCUGAGCAGUAAGCCAGCUGUGGAUCAGGAGGAGCGGCCAUACAAGUGCAAGCAGUGCCCGCGGAGCUACCGCCAUGCUGGCAGCCUGGUGAAUCACCGCCGCACCCACGAGGUUGGCCUUUUCCGUUGCCUGCUAUGCCACAAGGACUUCUCCAACCCCAUGUCUCUGAAGAGCCACCUGCGCACUCAUACGGAAGAGAAACGUCACAAAUGCCCAGACUGCGGCAGAAGCUUCCGAGUUUCAUCCCAGCUUCCCAGCCACCACUGCCCAGCUCAGGCCAACCAGGAGCAGGAGGAAGAAGGCCGGAGCAAUAAAAGCUCCCAAAGGGGCCAGGGCACAUCUUCUCCAGAUGUUGAACCCCUUUCUGGGAUGGAAGGCAGCAGCGGGAGCCUUUUGUCCAAUCUGGAGAAGUACAUUGCUGAGUCGGUGGUGCCAGCUGACUUUUCUCAGCAGGACUUUCCAAUCAAGAUGGAACGGGAGAAGCAGGAUCCGCUCCCAGGGCACGAGGAGGCUGGGGAAGAGCCUGGGCUACUGGCUGCCAUGGAGGACGAGCGCCGCUACAAAUGCAACCAGUGUGACAAGGCUUACAAACAUGCCGGCAGCUUGACCAAUCACAAGCAGAGCCACACGCUGGGGGUCUAUCAGUGUGCCAUGUGCUAUAAGGAGUUCUCCAACCUCAUGGCCCUCCGAAGCCAUGCCCGUCUCCACUCGGAGUAUCGGCCCUACAAGUGCCGGUUUUGCCACAAAGCCUUCCGGUUGCCCUCGGAGCUGCUGAGCCACCAGAAAGCCCACAGCCAGGAGGAGAGCAAGUCCUGGGAGGAUUCAGAGCACGACGUUUGGGAGGAGGACUCCAUAGAAACUUCAGCAAAGUUGGACAUCUAUCAGCCACCACCCGUGGGCACAGAUUUUGGAGACAGGGCGCCCUGCAGCCUUAAAGAUACCUCCAAGGUUGGUGGUGGAGAACGCUGUAAUCCGGAUGGAGAGCUCUGCGUCCGCUGCGGCGGGACCUUUGCCAACGAGGAGGAGCUGAAAGAACACAGCUGCCUUUACCCAGAGGAGGCAGAUGAAGAAGAGGCUGAAGGCAGCAGCCCUUUACAAGCAGCACCCAGCUCCAACGAAGCUUGGGAAGCCCGUCUAAAGAGCGAGGAAGGCUUUCCCAUGUUUGAAGAGCGCCCCUUCCGCUGCGGGGACUGUGGGAGGACAUACCGCCAUGCAGGGAGCCUCAUUAACCACAAGAAGAGCCAUCAGAUCGGGGUGUACAGUUGUACCGUCUGUUCAAAACAGUUGUACAAUUUGGCCGCCUUGAAGAAUCAUUUGCGGGUCCACCUCAGGUCCAAGCUCAACGCCUCGGCCCCAGAAGAAGCCUCCCAGCACCCGUCUGGGAUCCUGGACCCACCGAAAGCACAGGCCUGCCCUGACGACUGCCCAGCCCAGCCCUUGGAUGCCUGGAGAGGACCAGCUGCCUGUCCCAAGGAAGAGGAAGAAAGGACUCUCGGAGAGGAAGAGAGACCUUACCGGUGUGAAGAUUGUGGGCGGAGUUACCGCCACCGGGGCAGCCUGGUGAACCAUCGCCACACUCAUCAGACCGGAAUCUUCCAAUGCUCGAUCUGCCCCAAGCAGUACUCCAAUCUCAUGGCACUCCGCAACCACGUCCGCGUGCAUUUGCGGGCUGCCCGCAUGCGGGGCAAAGAAUUAGGGGAUGGUUUGACGUGCAGCAAUUGUGGAGAGAGUUUUGAGGAAGAGGCUGAAUUCCAGCUUCAUCAGCUGCGCCAUCUGCCCUGCACAGAGGAGGUUGAGACGGCGGAAGUGCCUCGGCUUGGCGCCCUUCACUCUCAGGAAGCAGAUCUUCUUCAGACUAUUAAACAGGAUGUGGAAGCCCUGGAGAAUGGGACAGCAGUAGCCGAGGACAUCCUGGCCUCAGAAAUGUCUCACGUUUGUCACCAAUGUGGGUUGGCCUUUCCUACUGUGACUGGCCUGCAGACUCACGCCGUGCAACAUAGCAGUGGAGAGGAGCACUUGGAGGGGAUGGCAGAAGGAACCGACCCACCUGUCCCCCUCCAGCGUCUCUACGGGUGUGACCUGUGUGGUAAAUCGUACCGGCAUUCAGGAAGCCUCAUCAAUCACAAGCAGACACACCAGACGGGGGACUUCAGCUGUUCACUUUGCGGCAAACACUUCCAAAAUGUGGCCUCCCUUAAAAGCCACUUGCGCGGCCAUCAGAGGCCCAGGAGAGGACUGUCCGAGACGCUGGUGACCACGAACGAGGAGACUGAAACUGAAACUAGCACUGCCAUGCCCAUGGUGUUAUCUUUGGCAGAAGAGCCGGGAGAUAGUCGCAGCGCUCUGGAAAAAGAUGCCUUAGCCAAUGGCUGGCAGUCCCAGUCACAAGUGUCUUCCCCGUUGCCUGAGGAUCCUGACGCUCUUCCCUACCUCUGUGAGCAGUGUGGGCUGGGCUUUGACCAGGCCAAGAACUUGAUUGACCACAGACAGACCCACCAAGCUGGCAUCUACCAAUGCUCUCUUUGCCCUAAAGAGUAUCCCACUCUCCUUGCUCUAAGACACCAUUUCCACGGGCAUGCCAAGGCCACGGCACCCGGCCAGGAGAACCCGGUGGGCGAAGGCCAUUCUGAGGAGCAGCCGUUCCUCUGCAGCCUCUGCGGCAUGAUCUUCCCUAGCGAAGAGAGCCUUCAGCAUCACCACAGCUUCCUGCACGAGGACGGCGAUGGCCAGAGCAAUAGUCCAGACGUGCUGAAAAGGCAAACCGAAGAGCAGCUGGACGGUGCAGGGGAUUCAGAGGAGGACCAGCUCCUCUCCCACAUCUGCGGUUAUUGUGGACAGACAUUUGACGAUAUGGCCAGCUUGGAAGAGCACAGCAACGGGCACCUGGAAGAGAGAGCGGCAGCCUUGGCCGAUACUUCCAUCCAGCUCCGGCGAGCUCCGCGCAUGGAGGAUGACCCGCCCCCUCCACCCCCACCUUUGGUGGAAGCACUUCCUCUUGCCGAUGACCUGCUGGACAGCCGGCCUUACGCCUGUGGUCAGUGUGGCAAGACCUACCGGCAUGGUGGCAGCUUGGUCAAUCACAAAAAGAUCCACCUGAUUGGAGAUUACCAGUGCAGCGUCUGUUGCCGGCAGUACUGUAACCUGUCUGCCUACCGGAAUCACCUUCGAAACCAUCCAAGAUGCAAGAUGAAUGGCAGCGUCGCCCAACUCCGACAGCCGGUCACGGCUGCAGAAAGGGGGCUGCCUUGCCCUUACGAGAGGCUGAAGAAGGAGCCUUGUGACAGUUCCCAAAAAGGAGAUGCUCCCCCAAGUGACUCUCUCCUUGCCUCUCCUAUAGGAAAAGAAAGAGUGGAACAAGGAGAAGAGUUGAGUGCACGCCUGUCGGAGAGCAGAGAAGCUCGGGAAUGUGGUGUUCCUGGAGAGGGGAACGAGCGGAAGGAGGCCCACCGAGCAAUACAGGAAAUGGAGACGGUAGAGGAAGAAGGAGCAGGAGAGGGGAAGGGUCCUCAGGCAGAGGAGGAGGACUCUCUCUCGGAACGCCCCUUCCAGUGCGAUGUUUGCGGGCGUAGCUACAAGCACGCCGGCAGCCUGAUCAAUCACAAACAGACCCACAAGACAGGCCUCUUUCACUGCGGCAUUUGCCAGAAGCAGUUCUACAACCUCAUGGCCCUCAAAAACCACAACCGCACCCACUUUGAAACCAAACGCUACCGAUGUGCCGAGUGCCCCAAGGCGUUCCGACUCCAGAAGCAACUGGCCAGCCACCAACGCGUGCAUCGGGACAGGAGACCGGAGCCUGCUUUCCGCUCUGUCCAGAGGCCCCUUCGGACCAGGCGAGCUGGCAAGGCAGAGACUUUCUCGCUCCUUCCAGCCGCUGCUAAGCAGCGGCCAGAUCCCGAAGAGCGCCCAUACAGGUGCGGGCAGUGCGGGCGCUCGUACCGCCACGCAGGCAGCUUGCUCAACCACCAGAAGAGCCACAAGGUGGGGCACUUCGCCUGCGCCUUGUGCAGCAAGGCUUACCCCAACCUCAUGUCCCUGAAGAACCACCAGCGCAUCCACUACGAGGUGAAACGCCACCAGUGUCCCGAAUGCGGCAAGGCCUUCAAGUGGCAACGGCAGCUGCAGAGACACCAGCGCCGGCCUCACCCUUGCAGCAAGGUCCCGCCAGGGCAAGAUCCCGAAAGAACUAAAGUCGAUGCCGAAAGGGAGCAGGGGAACAACCCCGGAGAGGCACCUGUUGGGACUUUGCAGAGCCAGUUGCGCCCCAAACGCUUUCGCAAGCGCGCUUGCCAAAAGAACCGUAGCCGUGCGCGUACAAAGAAACGUUUGGAGUGCUCGGAUUGCGGCAAAGCUUACCGGGCCUCCAGGGAUCUGAUGCAGCACCUAAGAAGGCAUCAAGCUGAGGAAAGAGGGGACAGUCCUAAGGGCAAGCUGCUGGAGGACCAGCCUUACAAGUGUCAUAGCUGUGAGCGGACGUACCGUCAUCCUGGUAGUCUGCUUAACCACAAGAAGGCCCAUGCGACAGGCCUCUACCACUGCCCCACGUGCCAGAGGGACUUCUACAAUCUUCUGGCCCUCAAGAACCACCUCCACAUCCACACGGACAAGAGACGCCACCGAUGCACCCAUUGUGGCAAGGCCUUCCGGACGGCCAAGCGGUUGACCGCCCACACCAAGGUCCACGGCAGGUCUAAGGAAGAAGAGACUUUCUCCUGCUCCGUGUGCUCGAAGAAGUUCUUCCACCAUCUCACUUUCCAGCAGCACCAGUUGUUGCACAGCAAGGUUGAUGGGCACCACGCUCUCCAGGGCAGUAUCACAGGGGAAGGGAACUGAGGGGUUUUUAGCCCACGUGCGGAAGGUGCACCAAGGAUUGUAUGGCAGGGAGAUCCAAUUACAGGGAAAUGGUCAAGAUUGGGUGGGAAGCUGGCUUCAUGGGAACAAUUGUCCACACGUUGGAAAAAAAGGGGGAAAGGUUAAACUUGGUCACAGAUGGGGAGCCUUGGGCCACAUCGAUGGGAGAAAAGACAAGGAAGAUUGGCUCCAUGGUUCCCCAGCUUUUUUUUUUUUUUUUUUAGAACAUAGAUCAGAAAAAAUCAAGCUGGGAUGGCAUGGAAGAGAGCAGGCGAGGUGGGACGGUGGUGGGUUUUCUCCUACGACCGAAUGUUACGUUGAGCACAUAACCUAACACACCUCUGUGGUGUCUCUUGGAAAUACGUCCUGUCUUUUCUCUCUUGGAUCCUCUUUGAGGAACUGACUUUUAGCACCCUCGGGACUUCGAGAGGAUUGUGCAUCGACGUUCUGCUCUUUGCAUUUUUGAGCUGUUUUCUAUCCUUUUGAAUCCUUUUGGGAAGUCAGAUGAGUAGCUAACUCCAUGUUUAAGCUGCAUAUAGUAUUUAAAUUGCUGGGUUGUUUGUUUUUUUUUAAAUGGCAAAAGUACUGUCUUAUAGGGAAAGCAAGAAUACUGGGGGUGGGUCUCAGUUUUGUUCCUGAACAAAGAGUUAAAGAAGAAGACAAUAAUCCUUGGUGUGGAGUAAUCUUUUUUUUAAAAAAAAAAAUUCUACCUCCUUCAUUCAAAAAAUGUACCCGUUUCCUUGGUAUGCAAGGAAACAUUAAAAAACCGUUCACGAGACGUAGGUUUUGAUCGCUUUCAAAAACGGAUUCUGAAACCAACGUUCGCUAAAAGGUACUAGGGUUUAUGCGGAAUGCGUGCUAGAGAAACUUGACUGAAAGUUUUAGGUUUAUGUGGGUAAAACUGGCUCUUCUUGGCAGAACCUCUGCUGGCUGUGAUUUAUCAGAAUAGAUCCCGAGCAAAAAUUAUUUUGGGAUUUUGUGAGUGAGUCAUCAAGGAAAACCAUUCUUCAUCGCCUUCCGAACUUAAUUGGACUUCUUAUAGGCCUAUCUCUCGGGAGGAAGAUUCCAUUUUCUUAGUCCCCCUCUUGAUUCCCUCCCCCCCUUGGCAUCCUCCAAAUGGGUUAGCCCACCAUCUCUAUCACCAUAUUGACUGAGAAUGGUGGGUGUUGCCAUCCAAAGCAUCUGGAAGAAGCCAAGUCUACCCUCACCAUCCUAUGGAUCUCUGUGGUUGGGGCAGCCAUCUUUUCCAUCUUGUUAGAAGAAGACACGGGAUGCCCAGCUGAAGGGGAAGGGGUCAUUUUGUGACCCAAACUCUCCCUUAGGGUGAUUUUGAAGGCCAGACUCAAUCUCACAUUCUUUUAUUUCUCUUUAAGCCAAAUUGGGUUAGGUUGGGAGAGAAGCAUCUGGUCUACUUUUUUUUGGAAGGAAACUUUCAAAGGGCUCAACUUUCUGAGCUCUGUCACAUCUAGAUUGGUUUGAUUCUGCCAUCGUUUUGAGAUAGCAUGGAAGGCACUUAUUUCUCUCCAGUUGCCACUUUGCCUUCAAAAUGCAGGGCGUGUGUAUGUGUGUGUGUCCCCCCAACGUAAAUAAUAUCAUUAGUAUAAGCCUAAUAAUUGGGAUCCUAGCUGAGGUGGAAAGCUAAUUAAUCUUGUUCUUCAUGAGAUCUGCACAGAGCUUGGCACAGAUAGUGUUAGGCCUCCUUUCUCCACCUGAUGCUUAGUUGUUGGGUUUGUUUUGUUUUUUUUUAAUAAGAAGAAAACCCUUCUGUUAAAGGCAUAUUUAUUCUCCCAUCCAGUCUGGUUCUGAAUUCCCCCGAGGAAUAGUUACUAAGCCUAAUCCUGCACCAUAUGAAACAGUGCCCUUUAUUUCUCCCCAUUUCAGUUCUCAACAGGCACGACUAAAUGCUAGUCAGUAGCAAGGUGGCUCAGGAUAAUAGGCCUGGUGGUCCAACUCUGGGAAGACGACAGGGCAGGAAAGGAAGAUUUCCUUGUUUCAGUUGUCCUGAGAAAAAUCUCAGCUUGAGAGAACGAUUGGAGUAUUUGCGAGGGGUUGAUCACUUAAUUCUGUUUUGCCCAGAGUACUUGGACCCUUUUAGGCCUUAGUGUUGAUCUGGAUGCAGAUCAGAUGGCAGAGAAGGGAUUCUAGCCCCUGAGGGGGGGGGGGACUUUCUCUACAGCUCAGAAAACAGAGAAGGGAAUCAAGUUGGAAAGGCUUGUUUUCCAAAGAACCUGAGGUUGUUUUUAAAAGACCAGCCAGAAUUGAGAUGCCUUGAAAUGAAGCAUCCCAAACGUGCUUUCCCUGUUCUCUGGGGAGCAGCCAGAGGUUGCUGGAGAUGCGUCAAAGAGAUGUCACCCUCAUAAUCUCUAGAAUUUGUAAAUGGUUUAUAGCGAUCGGCUUUUAGAAUUAACAAGGACGCAGCGGGUGGGAUUAUGAAAACAUUUUUUAAAAAUAUUAAAACAAGAGGACUAGAAACUUGACCAUCACCAGGCUAUCUUCUUCUGUUUGGGGUUGGCCCGGGUACAUGUUUCACGACUGCUCUUGAGGCCAGCCCCCAGUUUUGUUCUCAUUCAGGUAGAGUUUGGUUCAGUGAAAGAAUAAAUGUUUUUAAGUAGGUAAGAACUCUUCAUUUGUGAUUAAAAGUUUUAUAGAAUUUCUAACAUAGGCGGGUAAUAUUUUUAAUAGGGCGCGGGAGGGACACGUGUUGGUUUAUUUCGCCAGCUGAAAAAUCUGUUUUUCUGCCUUCAAUGUUUUAUCCUUAUGAUGCCCAAUAACUCCAGAAUGUUGACGAUCAAGUCCUGUUUUAUGCUGCUGUUUUGGAUAACUGACAUUUUGGCUCUGGUUCAGCAAAAAAAAAAAAAAAAGAGAGAGAAAGAAACCUCACGAAAGAAAAAAUAAAUUUUGAGUUUCGUACGUUUUCAAAUGCUUCCCUUCCUCCUUAAAUGCUGGCACAAAAUACGAUUCGAGACAUUAUUUGAUGUCCUUAGAUUUGAAAGCUCC